Messenger RNA from Penicillium subrubescens, 1311 nucleotides. Its product is annotated as 2-oxoisovalerate dehydrogenase subunit beta. Gene Ontology annotation, biological process: response to nutrient; branched-chain amino acid catabolic process. NCBI's taxonomy places the organism in Eukaryota, Fungi, Ascomycota, Eurotiomycetes, Eurotiales, Aspergillaceae. Bases 66 to 1229 code for a protein of 387 amino acids. Gene Ontology annotation, molecular function: catalytic activity. The record is from RefSeq and is a predicted model, not a curated record. The transcript is spliced from 3 exons.
AUUUAGGACUUUUUACAUGUCUCUGCUCUCUGUUACAGCAUUCUCGUCUCAUACACAUUUCAAAGAUGUCCUUACCUCGAUCUUCGCGGGGCCUGAUUCCGCGAGUCUCCCGUCGAUGCUACUCGAGUGCUCCCUCGCCUCGGGCGAAGCUUAACAUACCAAUUGAUUACAAGUCUACACCAAUCCUACACCAUACACCGUCCUCCCUAUCCAGUGUGCCCGAAUAUCCAGCGGCAGCUACGAGCAAGCGACUAAAUUACUUCCAGGCGAUCAACUCCGCCUUGCGGACAGCACUGUCUACUUCGGAUAAGGUCAUGCUCUUCGGCGAAGAUGUAGCAUUCGGCGGUGUCUUCCGGUGCUCGAUGGAUCUUCAAACAGAGUUCGGCUCGGAACGGGUUUUCAACACCCCUUUGACCGAGCAAGGAAUUGCUGGUUUCGCCAUUGGUGCUGCUGCCGAGGGCAUGAAACCCGUGGCAGAGAUCCAGUUUGCCGAUUAUGUUUUUCCAGCCUUUGAUCAGAUCGUCAAUGAGGCUGCAAAGUUCCGAUACCGAGAGGGUGGUACUGGAAUCAAUGUCGGCGGCUUGGUUAUUCGCAUGCCCUGUGGUGCGGUGGGACACGGCGCACUAUACCACUCACAGUCUCCCGAGUCCCUCUUUGCACACGUUCCCGGCGUCCGAGUCGUCAUGCCACGAUCACCCGCACAGGCCAAGGGUCUCCUUCUCUCCUCCAUCUUCGAGCACAAUGACCCUGUGAUUUUCAUGGAGCCCAAGAUCCUCUACCGAGCCGCCGUGGAGCACGUCCCUAAUGAAUACUACACAAUACCCCUGAGCAAGGCAGAGGUAAUCAAGCCGGGCAAGGAUUUGACGAUCGUCUCCUACGGCCAGCCACUAUACCUGUGCUCUUCUGCCAUCUCCGCGAUCGAAAAGACCAUGAAGGGUGUUAGCAUUGAGUUGAUCGAUCUCCGCACAAUCUACCCAUGGGAUCGUCAGACCGUCCUCGAAAGCGUCCGCAAGACGGGACGAGCCGUUGUGGUCCACGAAAGCAUGAUAAACUAUGGUGUUGGUGCCGAGGUGGCUGCCACGCUACAAGAGGGCGCUUUCCUGCGGUUGGAAGCCCCAGUCAAGCGAGUCGCCGGCUGGAGCACCCACACCGGCCUGUCCUACGAACAAUUCAUUCUGCCCGAUGUUGCCAGAAUUUUCGAUGCGAUCAAACAGACUCUAGAAUACUGAGUGUGGACCCUUCGGGAUGUUAUGAUAGACCAAAGUAUUCUUUACACAAAUAGCUUGUAAUGCACCAUAGCAUUAAGAUGUC